Molecule: messenger RNA, 1491 nt
Organism: Hansenula ciferrii
Lineage: Eukaryota; Fungi; Ascomycota; Saccharomycetes; Phaffomycetales; Wickerhamomycetaceae
Product: MFS transporter
Exons: 1
Coding region: 1-1491 (496 amino acids)
Biological process (GO): transmembrane transport
Cellular component (GO): membrane
Molecular function (GO): transmembrane transporter activity
Source: RefSeq, a predicted model, not a curated record
AUGAGUGAAUCAAUGGUUUCGUACCUGCCUGAUGAGGCUGAUAUUCAAUCAAUUUCUAGGCAUUCUAUUAGUCAGAAUGUGUCAAUAGAUGACGAAAAGAAGUAUGAAGUUGUUUUUGAUGGUAAAGAUGAUCAAGAGAAUAUUAAUGAAUCAAUGUCAUUAACUAGAAAAUGGUUUAUUAGUUUUAUUCUUUCAUGUACUUCAAUUUGUGUUACUAUGCUUUCAUCAUGUUGGUCAAUGGCAUCAGAACAUAUAAUUAAUCAUUUUGGUAUUAGUCGUGAAGUUAGUAUAUUGGGUAUUAGUUUAUACAUUUUUGGUGUUGGGUUUGGUCCAUUGUUUUUAAGUCCAAUUUCUGAAUUUUAUGGUAGGAAAUUAACAUAUAUAUUUGGACUUUCAUUAUGUUGUGUUUUCCAAAUCUUAACUGCAUUUUCUCCAAAUUUUGGUGGAUUAUUAUUUGGUAGAUUUUGUAGUGGUUUUUUUGGUUCUGCAUUUUUAUCAGUUGCUGGUGGUACUUUUACAGAUCAAUUUAAUAAGGAAGAAAUUGGUGCACCAUUAACUCUUUUUUCAAUAUCUCCAUUUUUAGGUCCAUCAUUAGGUCCUUUAAUUAGUGCAGUAAUUAAUGAGAAUUUAUAUUGGAGAUGGACUUUUUACAUAAUGUUGAUUUAUAGUACAGUUAUGCUUUUAUUAAUCUUGGUUUUCGUUCCUGAAACUUAUGUUCCAGUUUUAUUAAUUAAGAAAGCUAAAAGAAAAAGAGCUGAAACUGGUGAUGAUAAUUAUUAUGCUCCAUUAGAAAUCAUGCAAAGGGAACAAUCUGUUUUCUCAGCGGUAUUAUUUUCUGCAAAGAGACCAUUCAUGUUAUUAAUUCAAGAUAGAAUGAUGGCAGUUUUAUGUUUUUAUUCAGGUCUUCUUUUAGCUAUUCUUUAUUUAUUUUUCGUUGCUUUCCCAUAUAUUUUUGAUAAAGUUUUCCAAUUCUCCAAGAUUGGUCAAGGUUUAUCAUUUUUAGGUAUGAUGGUUGGUAUGAUUAUUGGUGGUGCAACUGCACCAAAAUUUCAAUCAAUUUAUAAUUCAAGUGGUAAACCAAGGUCAGAAUUAAGAUUAUAUCCUUUAAUGGUUGGAUCUAUAUUUUCACCUAUUGGACUUUUCAUAUUUGCAUGGACUUGUUUCUCCAAAUUACAUUGGAUAGGUUCAAUGGUUGGAACUGCAAUCUUUGGUAUUGGUAUAAGUUUAAUUUUCCAAGGUAUUUUUGGAUAUACAGCUGAUGCUUAUAGAUUAUAUUCAGCAAGUGCUAUGGCUUGUAAUAGUUUAGUUAGAAGUGUUAUGUCUGGUGUAUUCCCAUUAUUUGGAUUACAAAUGUAUGAAGCUUGUGGUGUCAAUUGGGGUGGAUCAAUUUUAGCAUUUGCAACAUUAGCUAUGAUUCCUUUCCCAUUUUUAUUUUAUAAAUAUGGUGAAACAUUAAGAAAUAAAAGUCCAUAUGCUUGGAGUAUGGAUUAG